Molecule: messenger RNA, 4838 nt
Organism: Paramuricea clavata
Lineage: Eukaryota; Metazoa; Cnidaria; Anthozoa; Malacalcyonacea; Plexauridae
Source: the annotation of a GenBank genome assembly
AUGACAUCUGUAGUGGUUGGAGGACUCUUAAAUGCUGUGGUUUUUGCUGGGGCAGGUUUUCUAUUUUCCAAGUUGAAUGCACAAGGAUACAAAGAAGAGGUGAAAAGACCUAACCAAGCCUUGCGGAAGCUUGCGAAAGCUAAGGAGAAGUUUUAUGAAUCCGAGGUGAAGCGUAGGAAUGACGAAGCCCGACGUCGGGCCGAGAUAUUGGAUGCUAACAAGGACAUUGAGGAAACAAGCAGAGCACUGGAGAAUCAUACGAGGCCUAAGGGAUUAUACGAGGCUUAUGGAUAGUAAGUGGAGGAUUACUAUCAACCGUCAGACGAAUUGAAAAAAUAUGCAGUGUUGACGAUGGGUAUCCUAGGGGUCGGUGGUGCUUACGGAUUGACACGAAUAUUUUAAAUCUUACAGAUAGAUUUAAAAAAUUUACGUUGUCAUGAGGGAGCAAUUUAUGGUUGUAGUCCUUGUUCUAUUGGUUACAUUUCCGGCAGAGUCUAUGUCCUUGGAUUCCAUAAAGAAAACUUUUAUCGUAGUAUCAGUAACCUCGAAUAGGAAUGAUACCUGUAUGAUUCUGCUUCUCUGAUCGCGGGUCCAUAGAACGACGGUUCCCACACUUCCAGUAUGAAAUCCAUAUAAGGGCGAAUGGGUUCCGCUAUUUUUCCAUCACUGACACUGAACCUUACGAACUUUGCAUUCUGCCUGUAGCUGGCGGAUAUGCUUGGCGUUGGUAGAUUACCGGGUGGGUACCCAGGUAUUUGAGUAAAAUCGUACUGUACUGAAUUUUUCCCGAGACUUUUCAACCUUACGAUGUCAUUCGCAUGUUUGACAACCUCUGCCGUGUUUCCCUGCUGUGCCUUUUCUACUGUUAUCAAUUUUUGUUUUAAGGUGUUCAGGUCUUCUGUUGUUGUGUCAAAGUAAUCGUACCCGCAUAAGAUGCUCAUUUUAUUUAACGUUUAAAUACUAUGUACGCAAGCCCGAAGGAUGCUACUGCCGCUGUGCCAAGAGCAAUAUUUUGAGUAUCAGACUUCUGCCUUAGUUCUGGGGGUUUAAUAUAAAGUCCUCCACGGUUGGGGCUGGUGUAAUGUCAUGGCUUUCGUCUAUAUUAUUCGUAGGGGUAGGAACAGGAUUACUAGCAUAAUUUACCUUCUCAUUUUUCCCAAACAUCAUCCCAUUCUUAGCUACCGUUAGAACAUUGCUAAAUCCUGGAAUACGUUUUGUUAAAAUCCUCAAGUCUGAAGGAAUUAGGAUUAGACCCGGCAAGAUAGCGAAAUUUAGGACAACAUGUGUGCUUGCGAUAGCUGUUCUCAUGUUGGAGAUGGUAACUGUCACAUCAUCCUGUACGAUAGUAUCCCUUGCUACCUUUCGAAAAACCUCCUGUGUCUGCAGGCUCUUUGCACCCUGACCCGCAAUACUCCAUCGGGUUUUGGUCUGUGCCUCCAGAACAGGUACACAAAUGCUUCGAUCGAUUGCUGGAAUAGCUUUUGUCCAACUUUGGUAAGUCCUUGGGAUGUUUUGAGAAUAAUGGUUUUAUAGUCAUUUUCAACAUCGAAGGAUAACCUACCAGUCAGGUAUUCAUACUCGAUAGAUGAACCUCCAUAUUUAGGCAAAUGGUACUUUUGGCGACAUAUUCUCCUCUGUUCACUGACAGGCUUGUCGUAGUACCAUGUCCCAAGGUUGCAUGGGAAGAAUCCGACCUUUUCUCCCAUGUUUCACGUAUGGGUGUAUACUUCCUAAUGGUCCAUAUAUCAUCCCUUGUAAGAUAUUGGUCCAAGAGUUUGGGGUUACGCAUGAACCUCGAUAGGUGAAAAUGAAGGUGAAAGCGUACGAUGGAGGUUACUAUGUUGGAGUGUGAGUUGGGAAAGCUGUUCGUAAGGUGAUCCUCAGAAAUUCUGGACUCAAACAUAGCAACAUAGCAUGCUGCUAGGGACCAAAAAUUAGGAAUUGGAAAGGUAGUCGAAUGGUAUAGUGUUGAUGAAGGUAUCCUUAGACUUAUCGUAUGCUGGCUUAAUGGGUUCUAAUUUCCUUAGAAAUCUCUCGGUCUCCGUAACGUAGAUCUUAAAAGUAUGCACAUCCAUUUUAAAAUCCCUGUUCGGACGAAAAAUUGCAUCCGGAAGAACACUUCGCCACCCCUCUACCCAGUGAAUGUACUUGGUCCACUCCGGAUUUGUACGAAAGGUAUCGGAUGUGAUAUCAUAGCUUGUGAGGUCAUCCUCCUUAUAGAAGAUGUCUCUGGACUCUACGGUCCCGUCCUUGGCAAAGGUAACCUCAAAGUCAAACUUAGAUAGGGUUGCAUUGGGAUAUUUCCUCCUAAAAUUAUCUUUCAUUUUCCGGAUUUCGACGGGUGUUGCCGCCUUAAUUAACCUUCUCGUAAUUCUUUCCGUAGUAGUUUCGGAAGAUAUCCUCACUCAUUCUUUUAUUUGAUGUAAAAUUCUAACAGGACAUCUCUGGGAACAUUUGCGGUAUUAGAUCAAAUUUCAAACCGAAUUUCACUGUAUUUACCAGCAUCCACCCGUACUUGGCUUUCGAUGUCGUUGUAUUUGGUUGUGGUUCCAAAGAGAGAUCUGGUUCCAUCAAUUGGAAGGGAAGUGAUGACGGUGCUCCGAUUUCCGUACGGUCCAAUGUUAUGCUCGCGGUUCACAAGGUUACAGCUGACUGUGAGGUAUUGCAAGCCUUCAUGGAUGUCUACGGGAUGAUCGCUGAUGUGUGGGGUGUAUGUGGGACCAUUGGAGGAUCGGUAUCCCAAAAUACUCGUGAGAUUUUGAACUCCCGCAGAAUUUGUUCCCUUAGCAAAGUCAAUCCUUAUUUUCCCAUUGGGAUAUUCCUCAAGUGUCAAUCCGUUUUCCUCCAACUCUUUCCUAAGCUGUUUAAAGGUCCAGUACCCUUCUUCCCAUCUACGGAAAUGUAGUCAUUGUAUCCCUUGCGAAUGUUCUUAUAAUUCCGAAACACAGCAGCAGUCUUCACGAAAAGUUCAGAUUCGGGGGUGGGGACCAGUGGGUCCUGUAAAUCCAAGGUAACCCCUCCUCCUCCAAUGUGGGUCGUUAUCUUCUUCAUGUUUUAUUUACAGGUAAUAAAAUGAGUCUGGCACUGGAUGUAGCUCUUCGAGAAAUAUAUUUUAACGUUAAUGGUGGGUACAUGUCGAUGGAAAAAUUAUACCAAAUUGCAAAGGAGGAGGGUAUAAAGGGAGUCAGUCGGAAAAAUGUUUAGGAAUGGUUACCAACACAAAACACCUACAUUAUUCAUAAACCAUCCCGAAAACAUUACAAAACCCAAAGGACCUAUGUGGACGGGCUUGCGCAACAGAUCCAAAUAGAUCUUGUGGAUAUGAGUAAGUUCAGUCAUGAGAUUAAGGGGAACCGCUGGAUUCUAACUGUCAUAGAGGUUCUGAGUCUGUAUGCCUUUGCCAUUCCCGUAUGGAGGAAAAAUACUGAAAGCAUGACGAAGGCUGUUGGAAAUAUUCUCAUACAAUUUAAGGAAAGGUUCGGUAGGUAUCCUAAAACGGCUCAAUUCGACGAUGGAAAGGAAUUUUACAAUGUAAACUAAGAAAAGAAGUAAAAUCCAAGCUGAGAGAAGCCGAAAGGGAAUAUGUACGGAAAGAACUAGAGCACAGUCACAACACUAAUUCAAAGUGGAAGAUAAUUAAGAAUUGUAUUCCUCGUAAAGAAAGCACUCAACAAGUCUACACAAAGGAUAUGAAAGAAGUUGCUAAUGAGUUUAAUCAGUUUUUCACCUCAGUUGGUAGGAGAGUAUCAGAAGAUUGCAGAUAUUUAAUAAAAUUAUAUAACCUGCCUGCACCUCCAACAAGUGUUUCGCUGGCUGUCGCUGAGUCACAAAAUUUUAGUUUUGUUCCUGUCUCGUGUGGAGAAGUACGAAGGACAGUUAUGGCAUUCCAAUCGAACAAAGCUCCUGCCCAUGACAAAGUACGAAUGUCUACGAUAAAGGAUGCACUUCCAUGUAUUCUCCCAGUUAUUACUGACAUGAUAAAUCGCUCGUUACAGACUUCAGUCUUUCCAUCAGCCUGGAAAAUAUCAGAAGUAAUACCAAUUCUUAAAGAGGGAGAUCACGAAGUGGCAAAUAACAAUCGACCACUAUCGUUACUACCAGCGACUUCUAAAAUUUGUGAACGAGUAGCUUUAAAUCAAUUGACCUCUUAUACGAACAAAAAGAAAUGCCUAAGUAAACAUCAAAGUGGUAAUAAACAACUACAUUCAUGUGAGACUCUUGGCGUGUUUAUGACAGACAAGGUGUUUAAAGCUAUGGACUCAAAAGAACUCACAGUCAUAGUAUUGCUGGAUUUGUCAAAAGUGUUUGACAGUAUAGAUCAUCGCAAACUCUUAACAAAGCUAAAAGCAUUAGGCCUAAGCCUUGGCGCUUUAGAAUGGUUCAAAAGUUACUUGACCGGAAGGAUGCAGCAGGUGAAGAUUGGCUCAGUUGUGUCAGAACCAGGUCAUAUCACUCAUGGUGUACCGCAAGGUUCGAUAUUAGGACCUGCUUUGUUCAAUAUAUAUUUGAAUGAUUUGCCCACCAUCCCGAAUUUCAGUGACUUAGAAUCGUACGUAGAUGAUUCAAAAUUGUAUCUUUCGUUUCCCAUCAAGUAUGUUAAUGAAGUUAUGCGGAAUAUCAAUGAACACCUGUCAAAAAUCAGAGCAUGGUGCGGUCACAAUAGUCUACUAAUUAAUCCAGGCAAGACCAAAGUGUUAGUACUAGGAACACACAAAAUGUUGCAACGAUUACCGGAUGACUUUUAUGUGACAUUACUUGAGAAAAGGAUUACUCCCACUAUUUCAGCACGCAAUCUUGGGAUUCAACUUGAUUCAACACUAAGUUUUACGAACAUAUAG